AUGGCUCAGAAGAUCAUACUCGAUACAGAUCCAGGCGUAGACGAUGUUCUAGCUAUAUUGUUAUCACUCUCAUCACCUGAAUUGGAAGUAGCUUUGAUUUCAAUAGUAUUUGGAAAUACUCAUGCUCCCGUGGCCCAUGGUAACUUACUCAAGAUAUAUCAUAGCUUGGCAAAAGAAAUUGCGGAGAUUCCAGAAGCUGAAAAUCGUUAUGAAACUCUGAAACAACCUGGAAAGAAGACAUUAUUGGCGUUAGGUGAAGAUGGUCCUAUCGGAGGUGAAAAAGCUGUCGCUGCUUAUUUCCACGGCCCAGACGGUUUAUCAAAUAUAACUGUGACUCAUCCCCAUUUCACUCCACCUGAACUUGAAGAGGAUGUACCUCAUGAACAUUUGGAGAUCUCGAAUAAGCCUUCGUACCAAGUCAUGCUUGAUAUCCUGAGGGAAGAAGACGAAGAUAGUGUGGUGAUCAUUGCUCUGGGACCUCUCACCAACCUCGCCCAUGCACUUCGAUCAGAUCCUACUACGUUCUCCCGAGUAUCUCGUAUCGUAUGGAUGGGAGGUACCCUCGAACAUCCUGGAAAUACAUCACCCACAGCUGAAUUCAAUUGUUUCGCGGAUCCGUUCGCCGCCUCACAAAUACUACAGGCCUGCAAAUCAGGUUUAAUCGAAUUCAUCUUAGCUCCAUUAGAUAUAACUACACCGCAUGCUAUCCCAUUUUCAGAUUUGAUACAUCCGACCGUUGUGGCUAUACCAGAUUCCAAUGGUAAUUUACCAUCUAAGAAAGAUGAUACUCCUACACCCUUGGAAUCAUUUGUUUCUGCCAUGUUAGUCAGAGUGAGAGGGUUACAAGCAUCUUUUGGAUUAGAAGAUUCGAUGGAAAUGCAUGAUCCUGUCGCAGUGUGGUUCGCCCUGACUCACGCAACAAGAAAGAGGAAUUCACCACCUCUUGAAGAAGACGGUUGGAGAUUGGUACAAAGGGAUUUCCAAAUUGAGAAAAUUGGCGAACUUACAAGAGGAAUGUGUGUAGUAGAUAGAAGAGGUACAGGUGAAGAAACAGGUGCAGAUAGAUCUAAAAAUGAAAAACUGAAAAAUCAAGGUAUAUCAUCUUCAAGUUCGACGAAAAAAGAUGAUUCAACAGGUAGAAUGGGAGAAAAAUUAGAAAAACCAAAACAAUUACCUUGGAUAAUCACUCAAACUCCUGGUAUCGAAGAAUUGAGAAAAGUCUUAUUAGGUAGAGUGUUUGGAACACAAGUUUAG
Kwoniella shivajii is the source of this 1254-nucleotide messenger RNA. RefSeq lists its product as uncharacterized. The coding region runs from base 1 to 1254 and encodes 417 amino acids. Gene Ontology annotation, molecular function: purine nucleosidase activity. The transcript has 3 exons. Gene Ontology annotation, cellular component: cytosol. The record is from RefSeq and is a predicted model, not a curated record. Gene Ontology annotation, biological process: purine nucleoside catabolic process. NCBI's taxonomy places the organism in Eukaryota, Fungi, Basidiomycota, Tremellomycetes, Tremellales, Cryptococcaceae.